Lampris incognitus (smalleye Pacific opah) is the source of this 1046-nucleotide messenger RNA. RefSeq names its product heat shock protein, alpha-crystallin-related, 9 (gene hspb9). The coding region runs from base 232 to 912 and encodes 226 amino acids. Gene Ontology annotation, molecular function: protein folding chaperone. Lineage: Eukaryota; Metazoa; Chordata; Actinopteri; Lampriformes; Lampridae. Gene Ontology annotation, biological process: response to heat; protein refolding. The transcript is spliced from 2 exons. The record is from RefSeq and is a predicted model, not a curated record.
GCGAGGGACAGCUGGUGUAUAUAGAGCAGAUAGCUGCCACUUCGUGCUAUAAAGACGGACCACAGCGCAGAAAUCAAAUCAAGACCAAGAAGGACCGAAACAGUUGCGAGUAAACAAAUAGACAAGGGGGCCAAAUCACCGGAGAAGAAAUUAGGCCUUUACACCAACUCAGUUCUGAGAGUGAAACACCUUACAGAGUUUACCAGAAGAGUUUUUUCAUCUUUUCCUGAGAUGUCCCAACCCCCAGCCAUGACCAGCCUGUUCGGUGGCGACCCUUUCUUCCGCCGUGAGCGUCUGCUGUGGCCCCUGCACGGCGAGGCCCUGUCCGCCCUGCAGCAGGACUUCUUCAGCAGGAGGGCCAAGCUGGCCGACAGCCUGCUGAAAGAGCUCUGUGAAGGACCCCAGCUGUUUGACCUGUGCCAGAGAUCACUCCGCUCCCCUUGUGCUAGGCUAAGAAGUGGCACAGAGCAACAGAUCGAGGUUCCCAGCACGCAGCUGCAUAAGGACACCCAGCAGGACCCAGGGAGCAGCGGUGACCUCUUGGUGACCCUGGACGCCCGUGGCUAUGCCCCGGAGGAUAUCACCGUCAAACUGGAGGGUCGGAGACUAGCAGUGGUUGCCGUCAAACAUGCCGGAUCUGAAGCAUCCCAGUCCUCCUCCUCCUCCUCUUGCUCGUCUUCCAUGGCCGCCUCAUCCUCCUCAAAGAUCGGAUUUGCCCAGAGGAUUGAUCUUCCUGCCCACCUGGACCUUUCUGGCCUAUCCUGUUCCCUCAUGGAUGACGGACAGCUUCGUAUUGAUGUCCCUGCAGCCAAACAGCCAAUUAGUGAAGAGCAGCAGGUGCCCAUUCGGUUCAGGACCUCACUGGAGUUCCCCAUUACCAAGGACAGUACAGAGGAGGCACACACAGACUAAUUACACAUGAACUAUGAUGCACGCACACACAUACGCGCACACACACACGCACAAAAUGCCAUACUUAAAGUACCAAAACUGUCUGCCUUUAAAUGUUCAUGAAGUGUUUUAAUAAAAUAUCCUGUUUUUAAAAA